This is a messenger RNA of Labeo rohita (rohu), 2761 nucleotides long. It is a transcript of the gene vps4b, whose product is annotated as vacuolar protein sorting 4 homolog B. The coding region runs from base 99 to 1625 and encodes 508 amino acids. The transcript is spliced from 13 exons. Lineage: Eukaryota; Metazoa; Chordata; Actinopteri; Cypriniformes; Cyprinidae. Gene Ontology annotation, biological process: vacuole organization; endosomal transport. Gene Ontology annotation, molecular function: ATP binding; ATP hydrolysis activity. The record is from RefSeq and is a predicted model, not a curated record.
GCCUGAUCCAUGAGUGUUGUGGGUGUUCACAGACUCUAAUUCAACGUCAACAGUACCGAAACUAAACUGAGACCGACUUCACAACAAACCAGCGUCACAUGGAGCCUACAAAUUUACAGAAAGCUAUAGCUAUAGCCAGCAAAGCUUCACAAGAGGACCAGGCUGGAAAUUAUGAGGAGGCUAUUAAAUCCUAUGAACAUGCAGUGAAAUAUUUUCUUCAUAUAAUAAAACGUGAACCACAGGGUAAGGAGGGCAAUCAGAAGAUCAGAGAUAAGUGUAAGCAGUAUCUAGACAGAGCAGAAGAGCUCCAAGAAUAUCUUGAUCAGAAAAAGAAAGCUAUAGAUUUGGCCAGUAAGGCAGCUCAGGAAGAUAAGGCUGAGAACUAUGAAGAGGCCCUGCGUCUAUAUCAACAUGCUGUUCAAUAUUUCCUGCAUGUUGUCAAAUAUGAAGCACAGGGUGAUAAGGCCAAACAAAGCAUUCGGGCCAAAUGUGCUGAAUAUUUAGACCGGGCUGAGAAGCUGAAAGAGUAUUUGAAGAAGAAAGAGAAAGCCCCAGCGAAACCAGUGAAGGAGUCACAGUCCAGUGACAAAGGGAAUGAAAGUGAUGGAGAAGGAGAUGACCCAGAAAAAAAGAAAUUUCAGAAUCAACUCUCAGGCGCCAUUGUCAUGGAGAAGCCAAAUAUUAAAUGGAAUGAUGUUGCCGGGUUGGAGGGGGCCAAAGAGGCUUUAAAAGAAGCCGUCAUUCUGCCAAUCAAAUUCCCACAUCUCUUCACAGGUAAAAGAACUCCCUGGAGGGGCAUUCUUCUCUUCGGGCCUCCUGGAACAGGCAAAUCUUACCUGGCCAAAGCGGUAGCGACAGAAGCCAAUAAUUCGACCUUCUUUUCCAUUUCCUCUUCUGACUUGGUAUCCAAGUGGCUGGGAGAGAGUGAAAAGCUGGUGAAAAAUUUGUUCACUUUGGCUCGAGAGCACAAGCCCUCUAUUAUCUUCAUCGAUGAGAUCGAUUCACUCUGCGGCUCUAGGAGCGAGAAUGAAAGUGAAGCUGCUCGCAGAAUCAAGACAGAGUUUCUGGUUCAGAUGCAAGGUGUUGGUAAUGACAAUGAAGGGAUCCUGGUGCUGGGAGCCACAAAUAUCCCCUGGACGUUGGAUUCUGCCAUCAGAAGACGAUUUGAGAAACGUAUCUACAUUCCUCUGCCAGAAGAGCACGCUCGUGGAUUCAUGUUCAAACUAAAUCUGGGCGCCACACCUAACAGUCUCACCGAAUCAGACUUCAUGACUCUGGGCAAGAAGACGGACGGUUACUCUGGUGCUGACAUCAGCAUCAUCGUCAGAGACGCCCUCAUGCAGCCCGUCAGGAAGGUGCAGUCCGCCACUCACUUCAAGCGGGUACGAGGGCCAUCAAGGAAUGACCCGAAUGUCAUAGUUGAUGACCUCUUAACCCCUUGCUCCCCGGGUGAUCCACAAGCUGUAGAAAUGACAUGGAUGGACGUCCCUGGAGAGAAACUUUUGGAGCCAAUUGUUUCUAUGUCGGACAUGCUGAGGUCCCUCGCCAACACAAAGCCCACCGUCAAUGAGCAGGAUCUGGAGAAGCUGAAAAAGUUCACCGAGGACUUUGGACAGGAGGGCUGAACAGAGCCAGGCUUCCGCAACCAAGCAAACAGAUUGUGAUUGUAACGUCUUCUCUCUUGCCCUUCACACGCCCCUCUCUUCCUUUCGUACCCACGUUCUUCCUCUGACCGACGAGCCCUCUCAGCUCAGGCUAAAGGCUAGAUGUAAUCUGAAAUGUGUAUCUCUUCAAGCCCACCUCAGUUUUUCUUCACAUGUUAAUAGCUGCUCUACCUGCAAGGCUGCCAUCAGUACCUUGUGACCAUCAUGCAUCUUUUAUCUUUAAAAAGCGGUCUCAAUCAUAAUUAUCCGUGCUUUCUAUGAUUAACACAGUCAGCAGAACCUACGACAGGUGUGCUGUAAAACAAUUAGCAAUUAUAAUUUGUACCUUUAUGCAGUGACUGAACAUUUGAAGUAGUGCUUAUGUCAGUUUUGUUUACAGGCACAUAAAUUUGAACAAACAGUAGUUAAGCUCCAACAACACAUGAAGACUUUCCAGCUUCGUUUUAAAAUGCUUUUGUCUGUUCUUGUAUUUCCUUCUCGUUUGAGAAAGUCAUGCUUUGAAUCUGCGCACUGGCAUUUGAUAUAACACUUAGAGAUCCGCAUUUAACAAUUCAGGAACUCCUCGCAUAUACUACAUAUGGUUUUGACUCCAUGUACAUCGUUACUUUCAGUAUAUUACUGUAAAAUGUGCUAUUCCUUCACUGAGAUAUGAGUUACAUUAUAUGUUCAGGGGCCAAUGUUGGACAUUCGUUGUAAAUUCACUUGCUGAGGCUCAGCACACAAUGUGCCUUCUUCGCAUUUUCCUCCUGUCUGUUUGAAUCUCUCAAUCUGCAUACACAUAGAUGCACAAAUACUGAUGCUUAUCGAUGGCUAUAUAACUGUUUUUAUAGGCAGAAAGUUUUGGGAAUGAUUGGAUGAUAUUUGCACAUUUCAUUUAAAACUUUACAAACAUAUAUAUCAAUCUGUAUACAGCGCCUAUGCACUUAUAGGGUGUUUGGUUUGCCAUUUAAAAACCUAUAAGACAUUGUACUAGUAGAAUAACAAUAUAGAAAAGAUGUUUGGUUCCUUUUAAGGAUAAGUCUUGUUAAACAGUUUCCAGACGAGUGGUUUAUCUCAUUUUAAUAUUCACAUGUAAAUAAAGGUUGAAAUAAACAUAA